This is a messenger RNA of Phaethon lepturus (White-tailed tropicbird), 1205 nucleotides long. It is a transcript of the gene CMKLR1, whose product is annotated as chemokine-like receptor 1. The coding region runs from base 55 to 1140 and encodes 361 amino acids. The transcript has a single exon. Gene Ontology annotation, molecular function: complement receptor activity; G protein-coupled receptor activity. Gene Ontology annotation, biological process: phospholipase C-activating G protein-coupled receptor signaling pathway; chemotaxis; positive regulation of macrophage chemotaxis. Gene Ontology annotation, cellular component: plasma membrane. Lineage: Eukaryota; Metazoa; Chordata; Aves; Phaethontiformes; Phaethontidae. The record is from RefSeq and is a predicted model, not a curated record.
GCAUCACUGGUCGGAGAGCCCGGGACUGACCAGGCUGCGGUUUGUUUGCAGAAAAUGGCGCUUUCCAAUUUGUCCAAUUACUUGGAUGAUGUCGAUAACUACAGCGACUACCCAGAUUACACCUAUGAGGAGACGGGCAGCGUGUGGACAGACCCGUCCCAUGACCCAAAGGAUGUUGCGAGGAUCCUCUCCGUCGUCAUCUACAGCGUGUCCUGCGUGUUGGGCAUCCUGGGGAACGGCCUCGUCAUCGCAAUCAUAACUCUGAAGAUGAAGAAGUCGGUCAAUGCCAUCUGGUUCCUCAACCUGGCCGUCGCCGAUUUCCUCUUCAACAUCUUCCUGCCCAUAAACAUUGCUUACACGGCCAUGCGGUACAACUGGAUCUUUGGGACGGUCAUGUGCAAGUUGAACUCCUUCCUCCUCAUCCUCAACAUGUACACCAGCGUCCUUCUGCUCACCACUAUCAGCUUCGAUCGCUACGUGUCAGUGGUUUUUCCCGUCUGGUCUCAAAACCAUCGGUCAACCAACCUAGCAUAUUUAGUUUGCUUGAUUAUCUGGACCGUUGGCAUCAUUAUGAGCUGCCCGUCUCUUGUCUUCCGAGACACAGCACAAGCCCGCAACUCUGUGAUUUGUUUUAGCAACUUUUCCCUCUCCAGGAAUAAGUCUUACCAAGCCCUGGCACUAAUGAGGCACCGAACGGUGAACAUCACCAGGUUCCUUGCCGGGUACAUCCUUCCCAUAACUAUCAUCACUUUCUGCUACGUCGCCAUCGUCUUCAACUUGCGCCGAAAUCGCCUCGCCAAGUCCAAAAAGCCCUUCAAGAUCAUCGUCACCAUUAUAGUCACCUUCUUCCUUUGCUGGAGUCCCUACCACCUGCGGAACCUCCUGGAAACAGAGCCCGACAUGAUCCCGCGCUCCGUGUUCGAGAUCAGCAUCCCCAUAACCACGGCGCUCGCUGCCUCCAACAGUUGCAUGAACCCCGUCCUCUAUGUCUUCAUGGGCCAGGACUUUAAGAAGUUUAAGGUGACCAUCCUUUCCAGACUGGUGAAUGCCCUCAGUGAGGAGACGGGCCACUCCAGCAUCGUUCACAGGAGCUUCUCCAAGAUGUCUUCAAUGACCGAGAAGGAGACGACGGUCCUCUAAACUCAACCUGGAUGCCUGCAGGAGGGCCACCGUCCUCCAGGUGUUGCCCAUGCCCAGCACUGUGA